UAAAGUUAAUCUUCAUCGCUUUUUUCUCCAAUAUUUUCUUUGUUUAUUUUCUUGGUGUUUUUUCAAUUGUUGCUGAUCUAAGAAGUUCAAAUUUUUCUGUGUUUCUCUUCUAGUCAUCAAAAUGAAACUUAGUGACUUAAAGACGCUAAAACCGUUCUUCAAUAAAACAGUCGAUGAAUGGAUUGAAGCUUACCGCAACAAUAGAGAGACAGCAACUCUUGAAUUGUUGCAAUUUUUCGUGGCCUGUUCAGGAUGCAAAGGUAAAAUCACUCUUAAGAUGAGGAGAUCCAUGGAUAAUGCUAAAAUAGUCACAGAUUUAACGGACCAGUUUGAUGAUUCGGCUGGUGGUGCUUAUCCACUUGUUAUGAGUGGACCUCAGUGGAAAAAGUUUAAAGUCCACUUCUGUGAUUUCAUCGGUAAUCUCAUGCGUCAAUGUCAAUACAGUAUCAUUUAUGAUGAAUAUCUCAUGGAGAGCAUUAUUUCAUUUUUGAUUACUCUUUCUGAUUCGCAAGUCCGAGCUUUCCGACACACUGCUACAUGUGCUGCUUUGAAACUAAUGACAGCUUUGGUUGAUAUAGCUCUAACUUUGAGUGUCAGCAUUGAUAAUACUCAACGUCAGCUUGAUAAAGUGCGACAGGAAAAGGUAAGAGGAGAAAGACUUGACAAUCUUGUUGCUAAGCGCCAAGAGCUCGACGGGAAUAUGGAAGACAUCAAAACGAUGCUCGGUUACUUGUUCAAAUCAAUAUAUGUUCACAGAUAUCGAGACAUAGUUCCAGAAAUAAGAGGAUUAUGUGUAACCGAAAUCGGUAUUUGGAUGGCGAAGUUUCCAAACCAUUUUCUCGAUGAUUCUUAUCUCAAAUAUGUUGGUUGGACUUUAUUUGACAAAGUUGGCUAUGUUCGACUCAAAAGUUUGCAAUCUUUGGUGCCUUUAUAUGAAACAGAAGAAAUCGCUGAUGAGAUGGAGUUAUUCACUCAUAAAUUCAAAGAGCGAAUCAUUGCUAUGACAUCAGAUAAAGAGCCAGAGGUUGCUGCUCAAGCUAUCAAAUUGAUCAUCAGUAUUUUCAAACAAAAUAACGAUGUUCUGACAGAUAAGGAUUGUAUCCAUGUCUAUGAAUUGGUCUACGCAACUAAUCGUGGUGUAGCUCAAGCUGCUGGAGAAUUCCUGAACGAAAAAUUGUUCAAAAUUGAUGAAAAUGCUACUGAUGAAUUAUAUUCUCGCAGAGGUAAAAAACGAUCAGUUCAUACUCCAUUAAUUCGCGAUUUAAUAACAUUUUUCAUCGAGAGUGAGAUCCAUGAACAUGGUGCAUACUUGGUUGAUAGCUUAAUUGAAAGUCACCCAAUGAUGAAAGAUUGGGAAUGUAUGACCGAUUUACUGCUAGAGGAACCUGGUGCCGAUGAGGAAGCCCUAGAUGAUCGUCAUGAAACGGUUUUAAUAGAGAUUAUGGUUUGCGCAAUAAAACAAUCUGCUACUGGAGAGUGUCCAGUCGGUCGAAUUCCUAGUCGUAAGCAACUAUCCAAUAAAGAAUCAAAGCAACUCUUUGAGACUAAGAGUAGCAUUACAAAACAUUUCAUUGUCACUCUUCCUCUACUUUUGGACAAAUACAAGACAGAUACGGAGAAAAUUGCCAAUUUAAUGACUAUCCCUCAAUACUUUGAUCUAAGUCACUAUGCACAAGAUUUUGAGCAACUUGAGUCCUUACUCAAAUUGAUAAAUGAGUUAAUAGAUAUUCAUUCUGAUUCAGAAGUCUUAGAGACUUGUGCGAAAGCCUAUGAAUAUCUUUAUGACGACGAUUUCGCUUUCAAAAGAGAUGUAUGGGUCUCUAAAAGUUUAUUGUUGGAUAACCUGGUAUUACAAAAAUACAAGAAAGCUGUUCGCUCUUUUACGGCAUAUCCUGAUGGUCGUGAUGAAAGAGAAGACGUCGUAAUUAAUCUUAAAAAGCUGGCUGCUUUAAUUUCAUGUCUCGAUUUGAACCUUUAUGAGAUUUGGAAAAUUGUAUUUGAAAAUUUUAUACGUGGAAUUGGCUCUGAAAAUGCUGAUAAUGUUCCAGAAGACGCCAUAAAGUACUCUAUUAAUAUUUGUUAUUAUUCAUUGAUCUGGAGUCUUCACGACUCUAAAUCGAAUUCUGAAGUUGGUAGCGAGGAAAAUUAUAGUGAGGUUCGUAAUCGUCUCGCUGAUUUUGUUGCGGAACUUCGGAUUCUAUUAUCUUAUCCAUCUGAGGAAAUUGCUAGAGAAGCUUACUUUACUCUUUGUGAUCUGCUCAUAAUUUUUGGCCCUCACUUAAAAACGGACGAACCUUCAUUGCCAUCUCUUGUUUUUCGUCCUACACAGUCGUUGAUUGAUAAAAUGAUAGAUUUCUUGAACGAUAAUGUGUUUAAAGAAGACAACCAGGAUGAAAGUGACACUACUUUAGUCAACUCAGCUGUCAGAGAUCUGUAUAUUAAAAGACAAGUCUUGGCUGGUUUUUGCAAACUGAUCAUUUAUGGAAUAAUUCCAAUCAAUUAUGUUAUUUGCAUAGUCCGUCAUUACGUCACAUUUUUCAACAACUUUGGAGAUAUCUUCAAAUUGACUGUAAUCAAAUUAAGAGAAAAGGACAAAAUUCUUUGCGGCAGAACCAUGGCUAGUGCUCUCAUUCAAAUACACAAAGAACUACUAAGCGAAGCUGAAGCAAAUUCAGAGACACUAAAUAAAGAUGAUGAAAACUUUUUAUCACUGAAAGAAUUGGCUAAAAGAUUAGCUACAGUGUGUAAAUAUUCAUUUAAUUUAGAUUUUCUAUCAACUUAAAUCUUUGUUUAUUUUCAAUCUCAUUCAUCCUCCAUUUUCCAUCAAGAAAUUCCCAGCUUCUUUGAAGAUUUCUGUAUUUAAUCAAAUUUUAUAAUCUCAAUGCUGUGAAUUUAGUCAAUUACGAUUCAUUUAAUCAGUAUAAUGUAAAAUUUUCCCCGAAAGUAACGAGAAAAUCUUGUAACAUUUCGUUCUUUGUUAUAGCUUUUCAUAUCUACAACAGAUGGCGUUGUAAAGAUAAAAAUUAAACUGUUAAAAAUUAUUCAAAA
Molecule: messenger RNA, 3048 nt
Organism: Tetranychus urticae (two-spotted spider mite)
Lineage: Eukaryota; Metazoa; Arthropoda; Arachnida; Trombidiformes; Tetranychidae
Product: cohesin subunit SA-1
Biological process (GO): sister chromatid cohesion
Cellular component (GO): nucleus; cohesin complex; chromatin
Molecular function (GO): chromatin binding
Source: RefSeq, a predicted model, not a curated record